AUGGCCAUCGCGGAGGAUUAUCGUCAGGCGGGAUCGGCCCCUGUUCCGGCAGAGGCCGUCUCGCCUCCCGUCUCGCUGCUGCGCAAGGUGCUCAACGUCGCCGGCUGCAUCGUCUGCCUCCCAAUCUAUUGGGUUGCCACCGUUCACUGCCGAUGGCCAGUGACACUCGAUCUCAUUUUAACAAUUGCUCUCACGGAGCUCACCCGGUAUGUCAACGAGGGGCGGCGCAUGGCCUACUAUGAGGAGUUCCGGCCGCCGGUGAUGCGGGACGACAUGGACCCGGAGAAGGCUGCGCUGGAACUCGAGCUGCUGUCGCCUUUCAGUCCCCAGUUGGACUGCAUGGCGGCCGUGGUGGGAUGGCGCGAGGACCCUGCGCUCUUCACCAGGGCGCUGGAGAGCUACAAGACGGCGAGGGGCUGCGUGUUUCUCAUGGUCGGCAUCGAUGGCGACGAAGCCCAGGAUCAGGACAUGGUUGACGUCUUUAACCUAGUCUAUCCCCAUCGAUCAGCCACCAUCCACGUACCGGAACCCUUGGGCGAAGUCGCCCAGCGCGUUCGUGAAGAGCAAAUCGCCAUCCGCCAACGACGAGGCCAGGCGGUCGACAAGGACGAAGUCGACCGCAUCGCCUUGGAGUACUGCGCCAAGCUCGCACGCGGUCUCAUCGCGCAAGCCGACAUCUCGCUCAGCGGCCCCGACGCCAUCAGCCAGCUCUGCAUCCGCCAGCGGCACCUGCACAAAAAGGGCAUCAUGUUCUCCACGUACAUCUUCUCCUUGGUCAUCGCCGAAGAGCUGGGCAUCGAGUUCCUCUGGAGCUCCGACUCGGACACCAUCGUCGCUGAGGACUCGCUGAGCAGGACGGUCGACACCGUCGCCGCGGACUCUGCCGUCGGGGGCGCGAGCUCGGCGCUUGUCGUGCACAACGGCCAGGAGACUGCGGUGACGAAGCUCGCCGAGACGGUGUACUGGGGAGAGCUGUACCUCACCAGGUCGCUGCCCGCGGCGACGGCGACGAGCGACUGCCAGAGCGGGCCGAGCACGCUCUUCCGUCUCGCCGCGCUGCCGCCGAUAUUGGUCCCCUGGUAUCUGCAGACGAUAUUCGGGAAGCGCAUGAUCAUCAACGAGGACCGCCAUCUCACGACCAACCUCCUCCAGCGCGGUUGGGGCAUCGUCUUCGCUUCCGACGUCCUGACAUCGACCGACACGCCGACGACCCUCGCGCGCUGGAUCCGCCAGCAGGUCCGCUGGGCCAGGGCAACGCACAUCGAAUCCCUGCUCCAACCGCGCGUCUACCCCAUGAACCACCCGCUGCUGUUCUACUCCAUGUCCAAGCGCGAGUUCGGCCCCGCCAUCGCGCUGCUCGCCGUGGUGUAUUACUUCUUCACCUCGCGACAGCUCAUCGCCAUCUCCGGGGCGGACCUGCUGCUGCGCUGCGUGACCGCCUUUGCGUACAACGUCCUGCGCAACCCGCACCGCCUGGAGCCGAGGUCCCUCAAGUGGGUGGUGCCGGGCAUGGCAUUCUACCACAUCCCGCUGCCCGCCGUGCACGUCUGGAGCAUGCUGACGCUGACGGCCGACGGCUGGGGCACGAGCAUGCGGGCGAGCGGCGAGAGGGCAAAGAAGGACAGCGUCAGGCAGGCGUGGUUCGAGACGGGCUUCUUUGUCGUCUGGAUGGGCGUCGUCGCAGGGUGCUUAGCGCGAUGGUCCAGUGAUCAUUUGUUCAUGAUAGACGGGGCUUGGAAAUCUUGCUUCUUCAUCAGCAGCGUGGCAUUUGCUUCUUAUACGGCCUGGCGACUAACGAUAUACAAGACGUCGUAA
This is a messenger RNA of Purpureocillium lilacinum, 1815 nucleotides long. RefSeq lists its product as uncharacterized. Gene Ontology annotation, cellular component: plasma membrane. The record is from RefSeq and is a predicted model, not a curated record. Gene Ontology annotation, molecular function: hyaluronan synthase activity. NCBI's taxonomy places the organism in Eukaryota, Fungi, Ascomycota, Sordariomycetes, Hypocreales, Ophiocordycipitaceae. Gene Ontology annotation, biological process: hyaluronan biosynthetic process; extracellular matrix assembly.